AUGUUAGAAAUUGAGUCUGUGGUCAGUCUCAAAUGUGUUGGAAAUGAUCGGCGGACUAUUUUAGGCAUAAAAAGUGGGCAUCUCAUUCUCUGUCCGGUGGUAUACAUUAUAGCACCUUUUGGAAGGCAUUUUCCAGGUCAUAGUCCGUUGAUAUUAGACCAACAACUAUUUAAACCGCUGGAUAUUGAAAUCACGCUUGGAAUGUUACGGAAGACGCCUUGCUGGAAUGAGUACGUCAUACCAGAGGAUGGGAAAGACUCAGUGCUACAGAAUUACUUCAAUCAUCCAAGCCAAUUUCUUCUGCAAUCACAAGAUGGAAAGGCUUAUGAACCUGGAUAUGUGAAGACCGACCCGAAAAUAGUUAAUUGUGAUGACAUUAUCGUCCUGGAUGAAGUUGAUCUGGAAAAGAAACUGGUAAUGAAAUCGGAUGCUGAUGCUGAGGAGGCUCACCUUGAGGCUGCAAGAGCAGUGUCAGGGGAUACUGCAGCAACAUCAGAGAUAGCGCCAGUUGUAAAGUCAGGUCUUUCUGAGAGUGACAUUAGUGCUGGAGGAGCAGCCCAGACCAAACACCCUGUGGCUAUCCUGCCCUUUGACGGGGUCUACCUCUUGGUGGUCCACACAGCAGCUGUUCCUGAAUCUGUGAUUGGGAAUGAUUCAUACAUCGCUGAGAUUGAUAUUGAGAUGAGGAGUGACUAUGGUUACCUCUCAGCUGUAGGUAUGUUGGAGUGAAGUUUUAUACUUGAU
Messenger RNA from Penaeus vannamei (Pacific white shrimp), 744 nucleotides. Lineage: Eukaryota; Metazoa; Arthropoda; Malacostraca; Decapoda; Penaeidae. The record is from RefSeq and is a predicted model, not a curated record.